CAUUCCAGUAAAUUCGUGUACAUUGUUGAGUCACUUGUGAACGUAAGGGAAGCCUUCAUUUCACAGACGAGAGAGCCACACCCGAAGUUCCCCGAAGUUCAUACUCGCUUUUUUUCCCCCCGUUCUAUCUCAGUAUCUUUAAUGUAGCUAUCCUAACUAAAUCAACCGUCCACGAUGUUUCAAAGUAUUAAUAAUGUAGCUAACCUAACCUAAAUGACCAUUAGGUAUCAUGAGUUACAAUGAACCAAAAAAAAAAAAAAAACGAAGAUGCACGAUCGGACGUUUGGCUCUCUAGUCCGUGAACGUACGCACGUGUCGCCGUGAGGGCCAAGUGGAAUGCGGGAAUCGCCAGUCCACGGGCUCUCGCAAGAGGACGCGGUUUGGCAACGCUGGGCGGAUCACGUGGCAGCGGUCACGUGAUCGAUGCCGCCCGACGCCUCGCAGUUGUUUCUCACCGUGCGGUCGCGAGGGUCGAGCAGCCCGCGAUCCCAGGUCUCCGAAGCACUCUUCUGCCCGCGGGUCCCGAGAUGAACAGCAGCGCGCGCCAUUUCCACCCCUGGCUGCCGUUGGUGGAGCCGGCCCAGGCGCUCGGUCUGCUACAGGACUGCGUGGUGCGCGCGGCGCUCGCCUCCUGGGUCUACCUGCUGGCGUCUUCGGCGCUCUUUCUGGCCGCACGCUGCCUGCUGCGGCCGCUCAGCUGGUGCCGGGACCUGAGCGAGGUGGGGUACAACUCGCUGGCCGACGGCGGCGCCUCGCGGGCCCAGCGGCGCGGCAAGAGCCGGCGGGAGCUGGUGCGGGAGGUUCGCCACCUGCGCAAGGUGGGCGCGCUGCCGCCCGUCUACCCCAACGGCUGGUUCGUGCUGCUCGAGUCCUGCGACCUGCUGCCCGGCCAGGCGAAGCACGUGCCCGCGCUCGGCGAGAACUUCGCGGUGUUCCGCACGGAGGCGGGCGAGGCGCACGUUCUGGAUGCCUACUGCCCGCACCUGGGCGCCAACAUGGGCGUGGGCGGUGCCGUGCGCGGGGACUGCAUACAGUGCCCCUUCCACGGCUGGGCCUUCAGCGGCGUGGACGGCCGGUGCAAGUCCGUGCCCUACAGCGACAAAGCACCAAGCUUUGCUCACGUGAAGAAGUGGAAGUCAGUCGAGAUGAAUUCCUUCAUAUUCGUGUGGUACCACGCAGAAGGUGUGGAUCCGACGUGGUGGCCCGAGCCCAAGCCAGAGAUAGAGGAGAAGAAGUGGGUGUACCGAGGUCGUAACGAGUUCAUCAUCAACGCACACAUUCAGGAGAUACCGGAGAACGGCGGGGACGUCGCCCACCUGACGACGGUGCACGGGCCCAGCAUCCUGAACGGCAGCGACCUGCGCUCCGACAGCCUGCUGUGGCAGUUCUCGUGCCACGAGUGGAUCGCGCGGUGGGACCCGGACGAGACCCCCGGCCGCGCCCACGUGGCCACCAUGCGCCUCAGGCACGAGAUACGCCUGUUCCAGAAGAUCGGCGUCCUGGGCAUGGACGUGCGCGCUCGCCAGAUUGGACCGGCGUACGUCGAGCUGGACUUCACGACCUCGGUAGGAAACAUGACUAUCCUCCAGUGCGUGACUCCGCUGGAGCCAAUGCUGCAGAAAGUAAUCCACCGACUGUACUGCCCGAGACACAUGUACCUGUACGCGACCAUUGCGCUGUGGGGCGAGAGCAUAAUGUUUGAGCGGGAUGUGAUGGUGUGGAACCACAAGACCUACAUCGAGAAGCCCCUGCUGGUGAAGGAGGACCGCAACAUAGCGAGACACCGGCGCUGGUUCAGCCAGUUUUACUCCGAGCACAGCCCUCGGUUCCAGUUCCGCCAGGAGUCGCUCGACUGGUGAUCACCUCCCGCGAGCUGCCACGUUCCGGCGCAACGCCAGCACUACCCGACGUGCACGUGACGGUGAACAUCACGUGCUGACACAGACACCGUUGCAUUGACGGGAUGUGAAAAUUAUCCUGUAAUUAAGUGCCACUUAUAGAGUUAAAAAGUUUAGUGAGCAAUGAGUAGUCAAGUCUGAUCUACAAUUUUCUCACAAAGGAGUAAUGUUUUUCACAUGUCCAUGUCAAUAGGGUGCUUGCCAAUUUUCUAACAACCCACCUGUAGCUUUUUUUGAAGCAGGCAAUUUAUUAAUUCCCACCCAUUUCUUACAUCACUUUAAUUAUUUUUUAUAGCAAAUGAAGUAAUUAAUAUGACCUCGGAAUAGUUAAACCUACUGAGACAAAAAUUCUCAGAUCCUGAAUAAAUACAUAAUUCUUUAUAAAAAUUUAGACAGUUGGAGCUGCAAUAUGUAGUAAUAUAUGAUUAUAUACUUAAGGAUUUUCACAAGUAUGCACUUUAUUGGUAUUUUAUACAUGCAUACUCUAAGUUUUAGAUAAAGAUGAUAAACAUGGAACAAUUUUAAACUGAAGUAAACAGGCUAAAGAGUCUUCCUUUUAACAGAAAGUGGUGCUGUUCUUUAUCACUGUCUACUUCGGUAGAAUUUUAAUAUAAACAUGUAAUAAUGAAAUAGGAACAAAUAGUUUGUAAGUAGUGGUCCCACAUAGUGGUUUUAAUAAUUUUUUUUAAACUUAAAAAUAAAAAAAAUUUGUUUUACACGUUUUGAUAAGUUUGUAAAAACCUAAGAAAUUAUCUGCAAAUAUGUAAAACUAGUUUGCUGAACUUUUCAUAGAUACUGAAUUUAAGCACCUUUUACUUAAUUUAGUCUUGGGUCAUAAUAUGUAUUUGAUAGAAAUGAAUCUAUCAAUGUGUAUGAUCCAACAUAAUUGUUUUUAAGUUUAUUUAUAGUAAUGCUAUAAAAUAUAAGACAAUUACUUUCAUUAGUUAUGGCACUGGAAUUUAUCCAUGUCUAAUCUAGUUAUGCAAAUCCCAAAACCAAAAUGAAGGUUUAAGGUAGAUAAUUUACCCAAACAUAAUACAGAAUAUUGCAAACAAAUAUAUGAACAAACCAAUAAAAAGUACAAAAAUUUCUGAGAAAUUUUUUAUUUAUUUAAUUGAAUCUAGUGUUGUAUUGUGUUUAUUUUUAUGAACAGUGUUUUAAAAUGUUAAAAUGUAAAUAUUAUUUCCAAUAUUUCUUGUCUCUAAUAUAAUACGAUAAUUGUGUUUUCAACACAAAAUAACUUUAAGUUCAAUCAAGGAUGGAUAGCAAUCAUUGCUUCAACAUAUGGUGCUGUUAAAUUUUAAUUGUAAUGUAUUUAGUAAGAUAAUGUAGUCAUUUUUUUAGAAUUUGUAAUUAGUUUAGUAAGUAACACCUGAAGUUAAGCAGUAAAAAUAUUUGAUAUAGUAUGUUGUAAAAUUUUUGCCAAGAUACUGGAAUAUAUUUCAUGUGAAAAAAUAAAAAGCAGUCCUAACUUUUGUACAUCAUGAAGUUAUAAAAUUAGAAACCAAGAAUCUCGCGCAUCUGUAAAUUCCAACUAACCAUUUGUAAAUUUGAAAUUACUGUAAAUUACGGAGAAUAUAUUAUCAAUUUAUAGAUCAAAUGUUAUAAUUUUUAACUAAUUAUGCAGGAUAAUUUCUUUAAAUGGUUUUAAAUAAAUUUUAUUUUGCCAAUAUCAAGAGUAAUAAAUAUUUUUGACACACACAAAAACACGUGUAGCGGCAUAUGGGUGUAGAGUGUGUGUGCGCGCGAGCGCGCGCAAUUCAGAAUCACACACACAACCUCCUCCACACAUGCAUGCGUGCGAGCGAGGCCACUGGCAUGCAUGCAUGCGAGCGAGCGAGGCCACUGGCAUGCAUGCGAGCGAGCCAGCCAAACUGGAAUGCAUUCCAGCGAGCGAGCCAGCCCACUGGGAUGUAUGUUCCGAGCCAGCCAGCCCAAUGGCAUGCAUGCGAGCCCACUGAGAUGAAUACGAGCCAGCCAGCCCACUGGGAUGCAUGCAUGCGAGAGAGCCCACUGGGAUGCAUUGAGCAAGCCAGCCAGCCCACUGGGAUGCAUGCAAGUGAGCGAGUCCACUGGGAUGCAUUCGAGUGAGCCAGCCAGCCCACUGGGAUGCAUGCGAGCGAGCUUGCCAGACCACUGGUAUGCAAUGCAUGCGAGCCAGCCCACUGGCAUGCAAUGCAUGCAUGCCUGCCAGCCCACUGGCAUGCAUGCGAGCGAGCUUGCCUACCCGCAUGCAUGCAUGCGAGCAAGCUUGCCAGCCCACUGGC
Messenger RNA from Bacillus rossius redtenbacheri, 4165 nucleotides. RefSeq names its product cholesterol 7-desaturase nvd (gene nvd). The record is from RefSeq and is a predicted model, not a curated record. Gene Ontology annotation, molecular function: oxidoreductase activity; 2 iron, 2 sulfur cluster binding. Gene Ontology annotation, biological process: cholesterol metabolic process. The transcript is spliced from 8 exons. NCBI's taxonomy places the organism in Eukaryota, Metazoa, Arthropoda, Insecta, Phasmatodea, Bacillidae. The coding region runs from base 528 to 1859 and encodes 443 amino acids.